Apaloderma vittatum (bar-tailed trogon) is the source of this 1749-nucleotide messenger RNA. It is a transcript of the gene CRTC1, whose product is annotated as CREB regulated transcription coactivator 1. Gene Ontology annotation, biological process: positive regulation of transcription by RNA polymerase II. NCBI's taxonomy places the organism in Eukaryota, Metazoa, Chordata, Aves, Trogoniformes, Trogonidae. The annotation marks the transcript as partial. Gene Ontology annotation, molecular function: cAMP response element binding protein binding. The transcript has 14 exons. Gene Ontology annotation, cellular component: nucleus; cytoplasm. The record is from RefSeq and is a predicted model, not a curated record.
CUACAGCUGCAGAAAACCCAAUAUUUGCAACUGGGACAGAGUCGUGGCCAGUACUACGGUGGGUCACUGCCAAAUGUGAAUCAGAUUGGAAACAGUGCCAUGGAUCUCCCCUUCCAGCACAACGGAGCUCUGGCAGAAGCCUUUGGAGCAGUUCCCGUCUCUUUGACUCCUUUUCAGUCGUCGGCGUUGGACACGAGCAGAACAACUCGGCAUCACGGUCUGGUGGACAGAGUGUAUCGUGACAGAAACCGUCUCGGCUCCCCACACCGACGCCCUCUCUCUGUGGAUAAACACGGAAGACAAGUGGACAGCUGUCCGUACGGCACUGUGUAUCUGUCCCCUCCAUCGGACACAAGCUGGAGAAGGACAAAUUCCGAUUCUGCUUUGCACCAGAGUACUAUGACUCCAGCUCAACAAGAAUCCUUUUCAGGAGGGUCACAGGACAUGCAGCAGAAAAGAGUUUUAUUACUGACUGUCCCUGGAAUGGAGGAAGCCACCUCUGAGGCAGACAAAACCCUCUCUAAGCAGGGGUGGGACACUAAAAAGGCUGGGUCAUCAAGACCUAAAUCAUGUGAAGUUCCAGGAAUCAACAUCUUUCCGUCAACUGACCAGGAAAACACUACAACACUGAUUCCUGCUACGCAUAACACGGGCGGCUCCCUGCCGGACCUGACCAACAUCCAUUUCCCUUCCCCUCUCCCGACACCGUUAGAUCCUGAGGAAUCCACGUUCCCAGCCCUGAGUAGCUCCAACAGCACCGGAAACCUUGCUGCCAACCUGACUCACUUGGGCAUCAGCACUGCCAGCCAGGGAAUGACGACGACGCCAGCCCCCUCGCAGCAGCACCGCCAGCCGGCUGUCAGUCCCCUCUCCUUGAGUGCCGACUCGCGACGGCCACAGUCUCAGCAAAUGUCUCCUACGCUUUCCCCUUUGUCACCGAUUACUCAGGCCGUGGCUAUGGAUGCUUUGUCUCUGGAGCAGCAGCUUCCCCCGUACCCAUUUUUUACCCAGACCACUUCCCAGCAGCAGCAGCAGCAGCCCCAGGUGGCGAGCACCCUGCCUCAGAACACUCCUUUAAUGCAGACCUCCGGUUUACAGCGAGGAACGCAGCUCCCCCCACUCUCCGUCACGGUACCUUCCUCCAUCCCGCAGUCACCUCCGGGGAGCCAGACCCAACCCUCGAUGGGCAUAGACAUCAACUCGGCUUCACUCCAGCAGUACCGCAGUAAUGCUGGAUCCCCAGCCAACCAGUCUCCCACCUCUCCUGUCUCCAAUCAAGGCUUCUCUCCUGGCAGCUCCCCUCAACAUUCUUCCAUUCUGGGGAGUGUAUUUGGUGACUCCUAUUAUGAUCAGCAGAUGACAGCUAGGCAGGCUAAUGCCCUAUCCCAUCAGCUUGAACAGUUUAACAUGAUAGAAAACGCCAUUAGUUCCAACAGCCUGUACAGCCCCUGUUCCACCCUAAACUACUCCCAGGCAGCUAUGAUGGGACUCACCGGCAGUCACGGCAGCUUGCAGGACUCGCAGCAGCUGAAUUACUCCAGCCAUGGAAACAUCCCCAACAUCAUUCUUACAGUGACAGGAGAAUCUCCUCCCAGCUUAUCAAAAGAACUGACCAGCUCUUUGGCGGGAGUGGGAGACGUCAGCUUUGACACGGAUUCCCAGUUCCCUCUGGAUGAACUCAAAAUUGACCCUUUAACCUUGGAUGGACUGCACAUGCUCAACGACCCAGACAUGGUCCUCACCGACCCC